CGCGUCACGCGUCAUAGGGAGGCCGCAAAUAAUUAAAUAAUGAGGUUGGUGUCUUGUUCGUUCUUUUCGCCAUGAAGUAGUAGUGAGCACUCAAUCUAGUGCUGAUGGUUCCCAGAAGAUAGUGCUACUAUGAUUGAUGUGUGGAUGUCUUUGGAGAGGAGGUAUCUUGGCCCAAAUUCCUUUGAUUGAAGUGGGUUGAAGAAAGCAGCUCGGAAUGGCUCCACUCCCUCAUAUCAAACCUCCGCAUGCGGUGACAGGCCAAGAGCGUCUCAUCCUCUUCGGCCUCUUUUCCGUUGCAGCCAUAUCAGCUGCGCGCAUCCAUUUCGUCGGUGACCCAGUAAAGAAAUACAACGAACAUGUCAAACAACUUCAAGAUCGGGAUAAGAGAAACCAAAGCCUACAACAGCAAGUGGACAAUAGGGACCACACGAUUGUGACUCUCAAUGCACGGGUUACACGCCACGAAGGAACGAUUGACACACAAGUACGAAACAUCGAGACUUUAAAUAACGAGAUCGAUGAAAAGCGGAACCGGAUACAAGAGCUGGAGGUCGAGGUGAUACCCCUACGGCGACUUCAAGCACAGGAGCCGGAGCUGAGACGCCACAUAGCCGGGAUGGAAGCGGAGCCUGUGCGAUUGCGAGCUAUUCAAAGCGAACUUGAAGAUUUGAGACCAAGAGUGGGAGAGAUGAGGGAUCGGGACCGGAUAUUAAGGAGGCAGGUCCAAGAGAAGGAUACUGAGCUCCAAGAAGUGACUUCCAGGAACGAUGUACUGGUUCAAAGGAUGGCAUAUAUGCAACAGAGGCUUGCAGCGACGGGACAUGAUGGACAUUGAAGAAGACUGGUGGCUGAGAUAGCUAUUGAUGAAUGAAACAGCUCGGAAGAAGGAAUCUUUCUGUGUUAAUCUAGGAGG
Molecule: messenger RNA, 913 nt
Organism: Mytilinidion resinicola
Lineage: Eukaryota; Fungi; Ascomycota; Dothideomycetes; Mytilinidiales; Mytilinidiaceae
Exons: 2
Coding region: 215-835 (206 amino acids)
Source: RefSeq, a predicted model, not a curated record